Molecule: messenger RNA, 2387 nt
Organism: Olea europaea var. sylvestris
Lineage: Eukaryota; Viridiplantae; Streptophyta; Magnoliopsida; Lamiales; Oleaceae
Product: cytochrome b561 and DOMON domain-containing protein At5g35735-like
Exons: 3
Coding region: 90-812 (240 amino acids)
Source: RefSeq, a predicted model, not a curated record
UGCAACUAUUUGGAAUCUGAUAGUUUUGCUCACAGAUUUCAAAAGGCAAAUAUAGUACCAUAAUAAAGAUUAAUAAGAGACUAGUAUCUAUGAUUUCCCCUUGUCUCAUAACGUUGUGUAUAAUCUGGUACUCACCUUUUCUCACUGCCCAAACCUCUUCACUCGAUGAAGAGUUCAUUCUCACGAAUUCAACUAAAAAGUCCCUUCAUAAGGAAAUUCAACCUCAAAAGCGGGAGGAAAAGAAUUCCAUCGUGCUUGAGAGCCCGAAUGAUGGAGGGACAAGUGACCUAGUUAGGCUUUGGAGGGCUGGACACUUAUCUCAUCACCAUCGACAUUUAAGAACUACUCAAGGAACUGUAAACAUUAUUGGAUGGGGAAUUCUUUUGCCCAUCGGAGUGAUAAUCGCAAGGUACUUCAAGAAAGUACCAUUGAAGGGAAAUGACUGGUACUCUCUUCAUGUUGUGUCUCAAUUAUCAGGCUUUCUUCUGGGGACAGUUGGAUGGGGACUUGGUUUGGCCAUAAAAAAUGCAGCUAAGGAAACCAGAAUGAGUACACAUGGAAUUCUUGGUACCAUAAUAUUUGCGUUCGCCGCAUUGCAACCAAAUGAAGGACAUGAACGUCGCAAAUACUGGGUGAUAUAUCAUCGUAUCAUAGGGUAUGCCCUGAUUGUUGUCAUUACAGCAAAUAUAUUUGAAGGGAUGAACAAUCAGAAUCCUGCAGCACUCAAAAAAUUCAGAUGGUUUUAUGGAGUUACAGUGGGGGUUCUGUCUUUCACUGCCCUGGCUCUUGAAGUCAACAGAUGGAUUAAUUAGAUUCAUCUACAUCUGGUUACUUUAAGCAGCCCACAAAUUCUUGAGGAUUGUUCUCAAUGCAUCUGUUUGUUCAUUUCUCCUUCCCCUGUUUCUGGAGGUUUUUCAUUCUAAAAUGCUGUCAAUAAAACUCCACCAUGAUCAUCAUUUGACUGGUAAGAAGGGGUAUGCCCCUCUUGGAUUGUGUUCAUGCUGAAUCUGAUUAAUGUAAGUUUCAAAUUUUAGUUUAAAAAAUCAUUAUCCUAUUUUGACUUAACUAGAUUCUUAAAGUAGCCUUGUGUUUCUUAUAGAAAAAGUUUAUCUAUGUAGACUGCUGAUCGUAAGAAAAAAUUAAAUGGCAUUAAUAGACAAAGAUUACCCGUAACUCAUCUAUUCAAAAUGGUUACCCACCAUUAUUGGAGUGAAAUAUGUUAUUUCCACUUGAUGGAAAUUGCCAAGUGUUUUCGACGGAAAUCAGAAAUGGCACCUUGACGAUGCGAAGUCUUGCCAAAUGGAUAAAUUAGGCACGUUGACAACAUUUCAAUUCGAGAAAACCUAAUCGUGCCUUAAUUUUGACAAAAACGUUCACCAAAAGCCCCAGAUAUAGAAGAAAAUCUCAUUAUUGAAGAAGAAUUGUUGGACAGAGAGGAAGAGGGACCACAUGGAGGUAAAUUUUUAUCUGUUACGAUGGUUACGAUAGAAUCUGUACCUUUUUUUUAUCUGGGCAUAAAUUAAAUGGGGUUUUUUAUUAUUAUUUUCUAUACGAUUUAUGUCAUUUAGUAUUGGAAUAUUCGUAUGUUUAAUUUUCAAUUAGAAGUUAUCAAAAAUCCUAAGUUUUUCCAAUGCAGCCAUGAACUUGAGGAUGAAGAAUUGGUUCCUCCUGAAUGCUAAUUGAGUGAUUCAGAUGAUUACCGGAACGAUGAUGGUUUUCAGUACGACAAGAAUGCACCAGAACGUGUUGCUGUGGAAUUGAAUGCAGACCCUAAAGGAAGGACAUUGAUGAAUCUUCGCAAAAUGAGGUUACAACUUGGUGAAAAUUUAGUUUUAGGCCAAAUGAUUAUUAGAGAAGAGAACACGGGGAGAGUAGACUAUGAAUGGAGGAUUUGUGUCUCAUGGAAUAAGAAGAAGUGUGCCAAAUUUAUAGACGAAAGGUCAACUUCUUGAUUGGAAGUAUAAACUGAUUAGGAAGGUUGAAGUUGACAACAAACAAAGUUACAGAAUGGAGGGCUAGAAGAUAUGCUAGGAUAUUGAUAUAGGAUUCUAAUGGACGGCUCGUUUUGAAGUUCGAUUCCUGCAUUAUAGGCUGGAUUCUUCAAUGAAUGGUUUAGUAUUUUGAUUAUUUGGUUAGUAUAGUCUUCUUGUGUAGGACUGUUACAAUUCAAAUGGUUGCUUAUUUUGAAUAGGUAUUUUGCAUUUUUUCCUCAGAAUUUUCGUGUGAAUACUGUGGAUUUUAUUGUGUUCACAAAAGUAACAGGUACUUAUUGUGCAUACUAUCUGUUGGAUGUGGAAUGAUGUGAAUGGCACAAUUUGCCUUAAACUGGUUCUUGUAAUCUCAUGCAGACGAUGUGAACUCUGGUCUGAUGGUUUUGAUUUGCUGUG